Bipolaris sorokiniana ND90Pr is the source of this 810-nucleotide messenger RNA. RefSeq lists its product as uncharacterized. The transcript has a single exon. NCBI's taxonomy places the organism in Eukaryota, Fungi, Ascomycota, Dothideomycetes, Pleosporales, Pleosporaceae. The coding region runs from base 53 to 502 and encodes 149 amino acids. The record is from RefSeq and is a predicted model, not a curated record.
ACCAGAAUGCGAACUCAACAGGCCGUUUGCACCAUUUCUCAUCGGUCAAGAUAUGGGCACAGAAUCGAGCUACAGUCGGCGCAUCGAAAAGCCAGACAUGAAUAACGCCAAUACCAGAGUCAAAAGGGAUAACGUCAAUCUUGACGUCACACCACCCAUCUACUACGACUCUGAGCCAUCAGCACAGCCACCAAAAUAUCCCGACGGCCAAUUCACCUCAACUGAGUCACGGAGUAAGGCUAUAGAUCAAUUCAGCGCCGGUGCACCCGCAAGUACCAUCGCGGCAGUCCUCGGUUCUGACUACGUCGAUUUGGAUGCUCAGCGACGGGCAGGCCGCAAGAAGAAGACUAUUCGCGAGCGGUGGAAUGAUUUCAAAGAAAGAAAUUUUGGUGCAUACGAUAUAUCAGAGGACAGAGCUGGGGCGGCGAGUGCAGCGGAAUGGAAUAUGCAGGGCGGGAGAAUAGGUGGAGGACUGGCGACGCCGUAUCGGAGAAGGAAGUGAAGGUGACACUGUAAAAUAUCGAGGCCAUCUUCUAGCGGACUCUAAGCGACCCGCAUCUGCAGAUUUGGCACCGCCGACAUAGCUUUAUCUGUUGUAAGAGAUCUUUCCUAAAGCCCGUGUCAUUGUCCCGCGAGGUCUCAACUUCAACAGAGAAUUGCGUGUGACCGCGCAGGACUGUUACAUCGUAUUCUUCCUCAAUGAGGAAUCUCAGUGGGCCUGUAUUAGUAUAGAGGCCUUGCCACGUUAUAGAAUAAUCUAAAAGCACUCCAAGGGAAGUUAUAUAGACAGGUCAUCGAAUCACGAACCAC